Molecule: messenger RNA, 5296 nt
Organism: Penaeus vannamei (Pacific white shrimp)
Lineage: Eukaryota; Metazoa; Arthropoda; Malacostraca; Decapoda; Penaeidae
Biological process (GO): snRNA transcription by RNA polymerase II; snRNA transcription by RNA polymerase III
Cellular component (GO): snRNA-activating protein complex
Molecular function (GO): sequence-specific DNA binding
Source: RefSeq, a predicted model, not a curated record
UUUGUUUACCCGAAAAGUUGCCAGAUGUAAACAUUUCACGCUGAACGCAGACAAUUUACUGAUUACACUACGAUCUUAACAAUGACAAGAUCUGAGGUCGUGAUUGACGGUAUAAUUACAGUGAGUUAAGUUCACAUCAGAAUGGACACACAACUGCACAAUAUGCCGGGGGACAUUGUACAGAAUAUAGAAGAAAGUAAAGGUAACCAGGAUUCAGGAACUGACAAAGGCUCGGAGACCAUGGACUCUAAGACGGAACAAAACAACAAUGAAAAUAACGGCAAACAAAAAAGUACAAGGCUACUUAGAGACCAACUUCUGCAAGGGUCAGAGCCUUCCUCCAUGCAGUCACCUGCUAUGGAAAGCAUUAAGCCUAGGGAGGGAAAGAGACACAGUCAGGAUAGACAUUUUGGGGAGGAAGAAGAGAAAAGAACACGCAGCCAAAGAAAGAGAAAGUACCAAGAGAACUUUAGUUAUUACUUAGACGAGAGUGAUGCCCUGGACCUCAGUGGUGACUCGAGUUCUCAAGAGUACAAACCCUCUGAAGAUGAGGAAAGUGAUAGCACAAAGAAAAGGAAAAGGAUGUCAGGUAGUAAGACAAACAACUUGACACCUCAGGGCAAAGCAGGCAGUAUUCACAAACUGGUAAUGAAGAAACCUAAGAAAGCCAAAGUGGCAACAUUACAGAACUCCAGCUCGCAGACCACCUUGGACAUGCCGGAUAUCUUCAACGAACACAUGAGCUCUCCACCUGCAAAAGUGUCCAGGAAAAAGAGGACCAAAAAGAGAAAGAUUGGAGUAAGUGACGAAGAAGAUUCAGAGACAUCAAAUGAUACUGAUGAAGAAGAUGAGGAGUCUAGAGUCACAAAUGAUGGCAAGAAAAGUGCAACAAAGUUUUCAAGUAAAAUUUCUAGCUAUGGUCAGCCAUACUCAAAAACAGGGAGUUGGUACAUUGCUUCAGGCUAUUUGGAGGACCUGCUGGAGCUUCUGCGGCAGUUUGAGAAUGAGAAAAGCUGGAGAUUUUCUGCAUUUUCUUCAUGCUGGAGAGAAAUGAAGUUUUCUCUCAUAUAUAGGGGCCGUCAAAGUUUCAAGGAAUUAUUAGAGUUCUCAGAAGAAGUUGCAGAUAUCACUAAACGGUUCCUGGCCCCUUCCCAGACCACAAAGAUGAGAGUGGGGGCUUUGUAUACUUUGUAUGGCCUUUACUAUAAGCAUCCUAUAAGGCAUUUCUUCAAGAUUCGUAUUGUGAAGAAUGAGUACUACUACCUGAAGGAGUUGGUCGAGCCCUUCCGCUACAAGGCAGAAAAUCCCGAUCCUGCCGUUUUAUUCCGCACUUUGGAGACAGAUGGUGCUUUUUAUCACACUGCAACUACACAGGAAAUGUGUUUGGACUUCCACUCUGCUGAACGUGAGGAAGUGGGCAUAAAGUACGAGUUGCAGCGCAUUGCCACAACGUCUGCAGUCAGCCUAAACAUGCCCAUGGAUGUUCUUGAAACAGAUGAAGCUUUGAUGCAACAUUACGAUAAUAUCAAGACUGCUCUCUUAGAUACAAAGACAUCAUCAGGAAAAGCUGUAUCAAUGGUGGAUAAAUCAAUCACAUCAGAGGUGAAGAAUGCUGUCUUGAAGUUAAAUGAGGAUCUCUUAGUUGCUGUGGGCAUAAAGAACCCCGUAGAAAGUACAAAUGAAGCUCAACAGACAAGCUGGUUGUCAGAUAUAGGAAAACGACGAUCUGAAGUACGAAAUAAAGCUGUCAGCUCAUCCACAACAGAUGAUUAUGUAAAGAGACGGGGACUCCUUGCCAAGAAAAAGUGUAAGUGUAGCCUAAUAAUGCGGGGGGGUAAAAUGCAUUACCUUAAAGGGUGUAGUACGCAUACCAUGAACCUAAGAGAGGAAGGGGUCACUGACAGUGAAAGUGAUAUGGAUAAGUCACCGACAUCUACUAGCAAGAACAACAAAAAAGCAUCAAGAACAUCCCGUAGGAAUAUAGGACAAAUGCUUACAGAUGAAAAGAUUAGAGAUUAUAUGAAACCACCAUCAGCAGAGGUCACUAAUACUCCUGUGAGAUCAAUGGGAACCAUAAAGGCCGUACGUAAAUCUAGGAGAAAGAAGUACAAACACACAAAAGCAGAUAAAGAGGAUGCAGAUGACCCCCUUAAGAUGAAUGAGGGAGAAAGUUUCUGUGGCAAAAAUAUAUCCAUUCCGGAGCACAAGAACAUCAGUGGUGAGACAAACAAACAUCAUAAAAGAAUAGGCAGGACUGGAAGGCCGCCAGGAAGACCUAGGAAGAACCCUUUACCUCAAAAUUCAUUCCCAGCACAAGUAGUUGAGCAGUCAGAUUCUAACAAUCAGAUUGUAACUCCUGAUACAUCAAUCACAAUGCCUCUAAAGAGAGAAAAAGAACAGGAUGAACAGAGGCAUGACAUUAUGGAUGACCGUAAUGAAUUAAUUAUUUUAAAUGUACAAAUAUCCAGUGAUGUCAUCCAUCACCAAUCAAAGAAGUUUAAGAUCUUGAAAUCUAGUUGGAAAGCCAUUUCUGAAGAUGCCAAGAAACUUUUUGAACUGAAAAAGAAAUUUCUUGGGUUGAUGUUACCAGGGAGAGAGAUAACAGAUGAUGAUGUGACAGACAUUUACGCGGAGAUGACUGUCAUAGAACCACCUGUCAGAAAGGUUGAAAAUACAAGCCCCUCAUCUUGUACAAGUGCCUUAGAACAGACACCAAAGCUCAUGUCAGGUAUGACUUCAAAAUAUCCCCUAAAUAAGAAGGGGGAAAAUAAAGCCCAAGGGAACACUGUCAAGCAAAAAGGAGUGUUAUUGAUGCAAGUAAGAGUGGGUGGUGUGACACGUCUUCUUCCAGUGCCAGGCUCUGCAAAAGAACAAAAUGAAGCCAGAAAGUCAAUGUUAAGACCUGACACCAAAUUCCCUCUUGACCCUGUGCCAUUUUGUACCACAUCUCACACUCCUGACUUGCAAAAUUUUACCCAAAUAAAUGGAGAUCAGGUAACAAAUAUCUGUCUGCCAAGAGAUGAACUAGAUAUAGACCAAACAGAAGGGGUUCAGAGAACAGAUUCAGUGAUGGAGUCAGAACCUCAGCUCCCUGAGUUAAGCCCUCUAAACCUUGAUCCAUUAUUUUUGGAAGGGCUACCAAUAAGGAAAAGAGAAGUUUCAUACCAGCAAGUCCCUACUGAAACUUCACCCAUAAAACAAGAUAUGAAAUAUUAUGAUAGUAAGGGAAAUAGCAGGGCAAAAUAUAAAGCAGGAAAUACAGUAUACAGUACAAUGGAUUCAUUUGUGGGUGAUGAUGCCUGGAACAGUGAUGAAAAUUCUGAUGUGCAAAACGAUUCAUAUAUUCUUUCUAAAAGCGAAGUCGCCAACAACAAUUCUCCUUUAAGUUCUGAUCAUAUAUAUACCUCACCAAAGAGCCAAAGAGAAAAUUCAACAAGUACAAACUCUUUAGAGUCAAGGAAAAUAUUACCAAGGGUGAUACAUUCAAGUGACCCUUGGCUUAACCACUCAGCUGAAGGACCUGCCCUGCCCAUUGUGCAGACUUUAAACACUAGAGAACAAGGACAGACCAGUAGAUACCAAGUACAAGUACCUCCACUAACCAUGCCCCUUCAAACUGUUAUGCAACACCCUGAUUCGAAUCUAGUACCUUUACCUCAACAAUUUACCAUCAUAUCUGAUUCUGCUUCUCCUGUUUUGUAUGAGAUGCCUCCGCUUCAUCCAGUCCAGGAAGUAGCCACCAGUAAUGCCUUUAUACCUCCCCAAACAACAUCAGAUUGUGUAACUUUACUUGCACAAGGAGUACCUAGCAAUUCCUUCACAUCACAAUAUGUGGUUAUUCCUCAUGGAUCCGCACAAUCCUGUAGCAGUCCUGUAAAUCAUAUACCGAGGCCAUCAACCAGUGGUCACUAUGCAGAAGUGCAGGAGAAUCUCAACAUGAGAUGUGUUCCAUUGGUAAAUGAGUCACAGCAGAUGCUACUAAAUGGUACACCAUCGAAGGUAUCAAACGUUCCAAAGAUUUCAAAUAUAGCAUUGCAGACCACUCCUUAUAGUGAAAGAUUAACAAAGAACCUUGUAGAAGAUCUGGAUGUUGGGGAUGAGAAAAAGAUGGGAGGAAGCAUCCAUUCUCCAAAUCAACUUCAGACACCCAGUCAGAUCUCUAGAGUCAUUCCUUUUACCUCUACCAAGGAAGUAACCAGAGCAAAAGAACUGCCAGGAGAGACCAGUAAACACAGUUCAAGUGAAAUGCCCAAGCAGAGCACGUAUAAUUCUCAGAAGUUGAGACAAGGAGCCAGGAGCAGCCCUGUGUGUACAUUUUUGUAUUCACCAAAAUACAAAGCUCUUUCAAAAUUUAAAGAGACAGGAGGAAUUGCUACUGGCACUCCUGUUCAUUUAAAAGACAAGCCUCGAGUCCCUUUCAUUCUGAAACAUUCACUUGUUCAGAAACAUAAGGGGAAGUAGAUUUAGAUUUUCUCUUCUUUCCUGUUGUUAUUUUCCAUGUCUCUCUUUUUAAAGAAAAAUAUUACUUUUUUAGUUAUGGAAGAAAAAAUAUAUUACCUUUUUUUUAAGUUUGGGAAAUAUUUUAUCAAAUACUUAUGUCAUAUGUUCAGAAAUCUUGUUGUAAUAUCUAAGAAAAAGGCUACUCUGCAUUUGUUUUUGAAAGGAUAUAAUUUUACUUUUCAUUUGUUAAUUAUAUAUUUUACUCUUAAUAUUUCUUUCAGUAUGAAGUUAUGAAUAGCAUGUAAAGAACGCAUACAAUAUGUGUAAUAUAUCAUUGCUCUUUUUUAUGAAAAUAAAUAAUGUGGCUUGAGUUUGUACCAAUUAUUUUUUUGUAUCUGGCUCCCUGUCUUCCUUCAUUCAUUUUAGUGAUUAAAGUAUAGCAUUUUUUAAGCUACUUGUGAUAACAAAGAAACCAGUAAGAUUAAACAUAAUAUUUACACCUUUCUCUCCAGGAAGAAAUUGGUGUAUCAUUUUUAUAAAGGGAUAUUGUGUGGGUAUAAUUGGUGUCUUCAUAAAUAUUCAGACAAAAGACAGAUUGGUGCUAUAAAAGGACUAUAGAGAUUUUUCCCAUGCUUAGUUACUGAUCAUUAGUGUGUAACUAUGUAUAUUUUUUUGUCUUUUUAGAAAUAAUUUUCCGUUCUUUUUUUCGUUUUGAUUAAUUAUCCCAGGAUAUUGUACAAGAAAUACUGUUAUUAAUGCAGGCUUGUGAUAUAUUGCAUACAUUUUCUUCACAAAUGUUAAUUUCAUGAAUGUAAAUUUUGUAUGGAUAUUAUACUUUUUUAUAUUAAACAGUCUA